Solenopsis invicta (red fire ant) is the source of this 2759-nucleotide messenger RNA. RefSeq names its product lipase member H-A. Lineage: Eukaryota; Metazoa; Arthropoda; Insecta; Hymenoptera; Formicidae. The transcript is spliced from 9 exons. Gene Ontology annotation, molecular function: lipase activity. The record is from RefSeq and is a predicted model, not a curated record. Bases 1205 to 2122 code for a protein of 305 amino acids.
UAUUUUUCUUUCUUUUAUUAAUAAAUGUUAGUGUACGCAUUAUCUAAGUAUUUAAAAAUACUCGAGCAAUAAAAAAGAACAUGCAUAUUGUUUCAAAUUAUCUUUGUUUUUCGCUUUGUCACGUUCAGUUUCUAUGGUCAUGGCAUUGGUAUAAAUUGCAUUGAGUUUCCGCGUCGAUACAUUGUUGUACAUACUUUAAAGUUCGCAAUAUACGUAAGUUGCUUAUGUAUCCGUAACCGACAACACUGUCAUGGUGUUGCUAAGGCACCAUCUGACAUAUUCAUCGCAAAAUUUGACAUUUUUCACGGUAUACGAUACUUAGAACAUUUUAUCAUACAGACGCUAUUUGUGUUGUUUACAGUGACUUGAAAAUUUCAUCUCAGUCAAAAAAUGGAAUUCACUCGUGAAAAUUUUCGUGCGAUGAUUUACUACGACUUUCGACGUGGAUUAUCUCAACAAUAGUGCAUCGAUCAACUCACUUCGACUUUUGGCAAUAAAGUACCAUCUAAAACCAUUGUAUAUCACUAGUAAAUUCAAUCGUGGCCGCUCACGUUGAUCGCUCACUGACAAAUUUAGAAAGUCGUCUAAAAUCAAUUGUGCGCAAACUGAUAAUGCAAGAUCAUCAUGUCACAUAUCGUAAGAUUGAGGCAUCCUUGGGCAUUAGUAUGACAAGCAGAUAUAAGAUUUUACAUGAACAUUUAGCCGUAAAAAAAAUUUAUUCGCUUUGGAUUCCGCAUAAUUUAACAAUCGCUUAAAAAAAGGCUCGUGUCGAUUGGUGCAAAAGUGCUACAAAAAUUGGUUUAAACGUAUGCAAAAGUGUAUCGAUCAUCGCAGAAAAUAUUUGGAAAAACAAUACCAAUUUCAAACAAACCAUUUUCGAUGACAAAUAUUCGUUUUUGUUUAUUAUUUCGGAUACUAAAAUGAAAUGUUCUAAGUAUGUAUACCGUCAAAAAUGUCAAACUUUGCGGUGGAUAUGUUAGAUGGUGUCUAGCAACACCAGUGUUACUAGUUCUGGAUACAUAAGUACCAAAUCUCGUAUUCUUUGUUUAAAAAUUAUCAUCGAUUGUACUCUUAUAUUCUCUUAUUUUUUAAGACAAAUGUAGUAUCUGGCCAAAUCGAUUCUUGCCUCUAAUAUCGACGGUCUAAUUAAAAUCCGUAUUAGAAACGUUUAUCUUGGAGAUCCUGAACAUUUUACUUUUUUAAAAUGUUAACUUCGACUGUAUAUUAUCAUGUUUUGCUACUUUUCAUGGCAAAGAUAAUUCCUAGUCAAUCGGAUUGCUCUUGUAACCUACCGAAAUCGGACUUUGCAACUGACGUCAACCUGCUUUAUUACAAAUGUAAUAAUGAAAUCCCUUCAACAAUUGCCUAUCCUAUUAUAACACCAGAAAAUUUGGUAAAAGUACUAGAACCUUCUAAACAAACAAUUUUUUACGUUUUUGGAUAUACGCAAUCUCCGGAAAACAAUAAUGUCCAGUUAAUGAUAAAAGCGCUCUGUUAUGGAAGAACAGAUAACAUCGUGUUACUUGAUUGGAGUAGAUAUUCCAGCGGCUUUUAUAUGACCGUUUUCAAAAACGCUGAAAAAAUAGGAAGAUUAUUUGCUAAAAGUAUAGAAAACCUCGUAAACUCCGGUCUCGAUGUAACUAAAAUUUAUAUCGUUGCACAUUCGUUGGGCGCGCACAUAGCUGGUUUUGCCGGUAAAUGCAACAAGAAUUUCAAAAUACCCCGCAUUACAGGAUUAGAUCCUGCAAAUCGUAUAUUUUAUCCUACCGGAUGUUACCUUACGAGUAAAGACGCAUCAUGGAUUGAUGUUAUUCAUACGGACAUGGGUGGAUAUGGCACUUCCAAAUAUAUGGGAACAGCAGAAUUUUACGCAAAUACUGGUCACCGUCCUCAACCCGGUUGUCCAUUAUCAGGAUUACCAUUAAGCACAAAUGAUUUCUGUAGUCAUGGAAGAUCAGCUAAGAUAUACGCAAAAUCAAAGAUUUCUCCUGCUGAAUUUAUUGCGAAGCGAUCUUUCACCGAUCCUAAUUAUAAUAAUUUAGAUGUAAAUCAAAUAAGUGGAGUUGGAUAUGCAGCAUCAAAUGUAACCGGAUUCUUUAAUUUUAAGACAGGAAUUCUUUAAUAUAAAAGAAAAAGAGAGAAAGAGAGAGAGAGAGAGAGAGAGAGAACUGGUUUGAGAGUGUGACCUAGUACAUAUUGUCUGAAAUACCAAAUACAAAAAUCAAAACCUAUGUACAACAAUUUUCAUCAUUUUUCAUAUUGGAAUUUUGAUUGCAGAUUCAUUAUCAACAAUCUCAAAACCUAUAUGUAACAAUUUUUGCGAUUAUAAUCAGUAAUAUAAUUAAAUUUUGUAGGUGUUAAUAAUUCCUUUAAAAAUUUGUUUAAUAAUUUUUUUAAUAAUUCUUUUAUUAAGAAAAUUUUAAUAGAUUAUAUUUACGAUCUAUAAUAAUCGCAGUAAAACGUAUUAAAUACGUUAAUGUAUAUUAACAUACAAUAAUGUACAUUUAAUUAUGUUAACCCAUUAUUAGAUAAACAUUUUUAAAUAUUUUUCUAAAAUUCAUAAAUUGCUUUAUUAAAUAUAUUGUAUAUUUAUAUUAUUCAUGUAUAUUCAUUUAUUUUAAAAUUAUAUUUACUGCUUAUAUUAACGUUAACAACUUUUUUAAAAUUUUUGAUUGUUAAAUUUACAUGAAUUAAUAAAAAUCAUUUUAAUCUUGAACGACCCAUAAUUGAGACAGCCAUCUUAUCUCUUAUGGGAAAAA